AUGGCCUCAUUGGGCCUCGUCAGCGCCUUGCCCCAUGCCGAGCAGCUCGCCCCCAUCCGCCGCGGAUGUCAGGUCUCUAACGAUGGUGUCAUCUCUGAUACUGCCUUCCAGCUGUCUGACAAGACUAUCCGUCGCCAGAACUACCCCAGCAACUUCACUGUAGAUGUCAACUUCCACAUCGCCAGCACUGAGGCCCAAUCGGAUCUUGUCACUGACGAGAUUGUUGACGCCCAGUGGAAAGUCUUGCACGACACCUACGCGAAGUACAACAUCAACCUGCGGCUUAACUCGACCGAGCGCGUUGUUGACAACCUUACGGGAUCGGCUUUCCUCAUCAACGAGGGAAACGGCUGGGAAUAUCACGAGGAGGAGUACAAUGCCUACCUCAAGGCUACCCGCAAGGGUGGAUAUGACGCCAUGAACCUGUACUUCUACAGCAGCUACUCACCCGGCGCGACGGGUCGUUGCCAGUUCCCCACGGUCAUUACGGACCCUGACAGCUUGACCUUCUACUUGGACUCCUGCCAGAUCAGCGCUAUGACCAUGCCAGGCUUCACCGUCGACCAGGGCGGCUUUGAGGAAUGGAACCAGGGUCAUAUCGCUGUCCACGAGGCCGGCCAUUGGUUCGGUCUCAACCACACUUUCGCUGGCGGCUGCUCUGACAACCCGGGUGACUUUGUUGCGGAUACACCUGCCCAGAGGUGGGAGGUAUAUGGCUGUCCUACCGACUCGGAUACCUGCCCGGAUCUUGCUGGCCUGGAUCCCGUUCACAACUUUAUGGGCUACACGGCAGAUGCUUGGUGA
Colletotrichum spaethianum is the source of this 804-nucleotide messenger RNA. Its product is annotated as extracellular metalloprotease. NCBI's taxonomy places the organism in Eukaryota, Fungi, Ascomycota, Sordariomycetes, Glomerellales, Glomerellaceae. The transcript has a single exon. The coding region runs from base 1 to 804 and encodes 267 amino acids. Gene Ontology annotation, molecular function: metallopeptidase activity. The record is from RefSeq and is a predicted model, not a curated record.